Messenger RNA from Punica granatum (pomegranate), 2098 nucleotides. Lineage: Eukaryota; Viridiplantae; Streptophyta; Magnoliopsida; Myrtales; Lythraceae. The record is from RefSeq and is a predicted model, not a curated record.
UUUUGGAUUGGGAUAAAAAAACAAAAAAAAAGAAAAAAGAAAAAUUUGUGAUUGACUGAUUUCAUACUGAAAAGAGUUCAUAGGCUGAGGUGAGGGGGAGGAGAGAGCUCAAUCAAAAUUCUCACAUCAACUACUGCGAUUGAAAAAAACUCUCUGACAGCUCGCUGAUUCGAUCUUUGAUUGGAAGUACACGAAAAUGGUUACUGAUGGUAGUCCUUGGUUAUCUUGGUGGGCAUGCCUAUGCGUUGCCUUUCUCUCGUCGUUCGUUUCGAUCCUUGUCACUGUUUUUGUUAUGAAGAAAAGAAGCAGAAGUACUGCAGAAUCUGCAGCUACUACUUCUAAUGAUGCGUUCUCCAGUGGCACUGGUGGUGGCUGCAGAGUCGAGGCCUCAUGCUCGUCCUCGGUCAGUGGCCAACCGGGAUAUGAGUACGACGUCUUCCUGAGCUUCAGGGGAGAAGAUACUCGCAAGGGAUUCACUGAUGGCCUCUACACUGCCCUUGAAGGUGCUAGGAUCCGCGUCUUCAGGGACAAUGAGAGGCUCGGCAUCGGCAAGGAAAUUGGUCCUGAACUUCUGCAGGGUAUCAAGCGGUCUAGCAUCUCCAUCCCCAUCUUCUCUGAAAACUAUGCAUCAAGUAAGUGGUGCCUCAAAGAGUUUGCCUUCAUGAUGGAGUGCAGGGAAGCAAGGCAGCAGAUCGUGCUUCCCAUCUUCUACGAUGUCACGCCAAACGAAGUCCAACACCAGACCGGAAGUUACGCCAAAGCCUUUCGGCAGCACACCAAAAAGCAGGACCCUAGGACUGUUCAAAGGUGGAGGAGAGCACUUGCAGAGGUUGGAUCUUUGAAGGGUUGGGAAUUAAAGAACGAGACUAAUGGACAUCAAGGAAAAUUGAUUAAGAUGAUAGUCACAAAGGUUUUGAGGAAGUUGAAGAAUGCUCACCUUUGUGUCAAUAACAAGUUAGUAGGGAUCGACAAUCACAUGAAAGCAGUCAUGAGAAUGCUGAGUGUCGAUGCGCCAGAUGUGAGGUUUAUUGGUAUUUGGGGCAUGGGGGGCAUUGGAAAGACGACACUUGCUAAGGUCAUCUAUAACCAGAUAUUGGAUGAUUUUGACAGUUGCAGCUUCCUACAAGAUGUACGAGAAACAUCUGGGCGCAGUCACAAUGGUCUUCGGCAAUUGCAAAGUCAACUUGUUACUGACCUCUUGAAGUGUGACCGCUUGGAGUUUGCUUCCAUUGAUGAAGGAAUAAGUGUACUCAAGCGUAGGUUUCGUGAGAUGAAGGUCCUCAUUCUUCUCGAUGAUGUUGAUAGUGUUUAUCAACUCAAUGCACUGGCUGCGGAACUUGACUGGUUCGGCCAAGGGAGUAGAAUCAUCAUCACCACUAGAAACAAGGGCGCUUUAGAAGUCCCUCAAGAGCAUCAGGUCUAUGAAGUAAAGGAAAUGCAACAAGAGCAGGCCCUCCAACUAUUUUGCAAGCAUGCCUUGAGGAGAGAUGCUCCCACGGUUAGACUGAGAGCUCUAUCAGAAGAAAUUGUCAGAAGAACGGGAGGUCUUCCUCUAGCUCUUGAAGUUAUUGGCUCUUUUUUGCAUGGGAAAAGUGAGGAUACGUGGAAGGCAACAUCACAGAAGUUGAAGAUAGUGCCAAAUAACGAAGUCGAACACAAGUUGAGGAUUAGCUAUGAUGCAUUACAGCACGAACAGCAACAAAUGUUUUUAGAUAUUGCAUGCCUUUUCAGCGGGGAAGAUAAAAAGACCGUAGCUCACAUGUGGGAAGAUCAGUAUAAAUUUUCUCCGGAAGCUGAUAUUGAAGUCCUCCAACUAUUGUCUCUUAUUAAGAUUGGAGAGGACAAUAUGCUACGGUUGCAUGAUCAGCUUCGAGAUCUUGGUAGGGGAAUUGUUCGGCAAGAAAACCUUAAAGAACCAGGGAAGCGGAGUAGGUUGUGGGGCGAUGAAGCAAUUGAUGUGCUGUUGAACAAUCAGGUAAAACAUAUUUUCUUCUUUUUCCAUCUUUGGUCGUACAAAAGGCUAUUGUGUUGUUAGACAGAUAAAAGAAAUGGAAUUCUUUAUGCAAAGUUUCUUUUCUUUCUUUCUUUUAUCUUUUUG